GCUAAUGCUUGGAAAGGUAACUCGAUCAGUUAUGCUGUAGUAACUACUAGUUUUCUCGCGCUAUGCAAAUAUGCUGGCUGAAUUGGAUUUCGCGCCCAGGUUCACGCUGCCGCCGCCAUGGCCACCGGUGUUCCGUACGGUCAACAGGUGGCGCCACCGGCGGUGGUUGCGCAGCCGUUGUUACGUCAUCGCCAGCGCACAGCCGUCGUCGCCGCUUCAACAUCGACCGGGAUGCACCACUGCUACGUGUGCUCAAAGUCGUUCGCCUCCGCCAGCAACCUGCGCACGCACAUGCUCUUGCACAUGGACAAGAAGCCGCACACAUGCCAGGUGUGCGGCAAGAAGUUCAGCGCCUCCUCGAACCUGAAGGCGCACGCGGUGGUACACACGGGUGAGCGGCGGUUCCAGUGUGCCGAGUGCGGCAAAGCGUUCGCCACCUCUAGCCACCUGAAGACGCACACCGUCGUGCACAGCGGCCGGCGGCCGUACCAGUGCGAGAUCUGCCUGCGCGAGUUCUCCGUCUCGUCGAACCUACGGUCGCACAUGUUCAUCCACACCGGCGAGCGACGACACGAGUGUCAGGUGUGCCGCAAGCAGUUCACUUCGUCCAGUCACGUCAAGACGCACAUGCUCACCCACUCGGGCGAGCGUCCGCACAAGUGCGACCUGUGCGCCAAGUCGUUCGCCGUCGUCAGCAACCUGAAGGCGCACCGCAAGAUCCACCUGGGACAGAAGGACCACGCCUGCGACGUGUGCGGCAAGCUGUUCUACACGUCGAGCGACAUGAAGUCGCACCGCACCAUGCACACGGGCGAGCGGCCGUACCAGUGCGACGUGUGCCACGAGCGGUUCGGCAAGCGCUCCAACAUGAGGGCCCACAUGCUCACCCACACCGGGGAGCGACCCUUCCAGUGCGGCCGGUGCCCCAAGCGCUUCGCCAAGGCGUCCACGCUGCGGACGCACACCGCCAAGUGGCAUCCACCGCAGGAGUCGGCCGUGGCGACCCCGUCCGCUUCGGCGUUGUCGAAAGACGGAGCUAGCGCCAUUGUUGCUCCUGCGCGCGCUGCAGGUGCCAGCAAAUCACCACCGUGCAUAACUUUAGCCGUCGCUGCUACUGCUGAAGACACACCCACGACCAAAGAAGCUGACACACGUCCCGAGAACGCGGCCCCGGAAUCGCCACACCCGAAGGAAAACGGUUUCGGUGUAGACACCAAUGACUUCGCCAGUAAUCACCCGGAAGGACCGUGCGGUCCACAGGGCUGCGAUGCUGUUCCUGCGAACCACCUCCAAACGGAAGCUGGCACCCGCGUUGUGGCCAACGGCUGCCGUGCUACCAGCAGGAGUGGACGUGUUGCGGUCGCUUCCUCGAACCAGUAUACGGCGCUGGCAGCUAUAUCCUAUCGUCGUAGCCCCAGCGGGAAGCGUCCAUACAAAGAAAGACGGCGACGACGCGUCAAGGGGUGCUGCAGCUGUCAAGGGCCGUGCUUUUGGGGCCGCAGUUCCGCAGUCUAUGCAGGCUCGUGCAAGCGGGCUCGCGCUCGGAAGAGAGUCUCGCGGGGCUCUGAAGGCCCUCAUUGUGAAGGUUGA
This is a messenger RNA of Rhipicephalus microplus (southern cattle tick), 1590 nucleotides long. RefSeq lists its product as uncharacterized. The record is from RefSeq and is a predicted model, not a curated record. NCBI's taxonomy places the organism in Eukaryota, Metazoa, Arthropoda, Arachnida, Ixodida, Ixodidae.